AUGAAUGAUGGCGUUCCGCUAUCCCCCAAUUCCAACCCUUUCUAUAUGGCUGAAGGGCAGCAGCAGUACAUGCAAGCUGACAUGACACAGGACCAUUUCAGCCAUGGCGGCGUGGACGAUGGCAAACACGACUUUUACCAUCAAGCUGCUCCCAUGAGCCAAACGUCGCUGCCUCAUGGCGGCAGCGCCUACCAUGAGGCUGCCGCCGCUGGCGUCCGCCAGCGUGAGCCAUACCCGGCCUGGACUGUCGACAAACAAAUUCCUCUCUCCAAGGAAGAGAUCGAGGAUAUUUUUAUCGACUUGGCUAACAAGUUUGGUUUCCAACGGGACAAUAUGCGCAACAUGUACGACCACUUGAUGAUUCUUCUAGACUCUCGUGCGAGUCGUAUGAGCCCGCAACAGGCGCUUCUGACUCUUCACGCAGACUAUAUCGGUGGUGAGCAUGCGAAUUACCGCAAAUGGUACUUUGCCGCUCAGCUCGACUUGGACGAUGCUAUUGGUAAAGUGCAAAAUCCUGGCCUUGCGCGGGCUGCUAGUAUGGCCCAGCGCUCUGGUAAGGCCAAGCGCGCAUCCACAGUGCUUGGAUCCAAGUCUUUGGAGAAUGCUCGCACACGGUGGCGUGAUGCCAUGUUCCGCAUGAGCGACUAUGACCGUAUCCGUCAGAUUGCUUUGUACCUCAUGUGCUGGGGUGAAGGUAGUCAGGUUCGUUUCGUGCCAGAGUGCCUCUGCUUCAUCUUCAAGUGUGCGGACGACUACUACCGUUCGCCCGAGUGCCAGAACCGUCUGGACCCUGUACCAGAGGGUUUGUACCUGCACUCAGUUGUGAAGCCCCUGUAUCGUUUCCUUCGUGACCAAGUGUUUGAGAUUGUCGAUGGCAAGUUUGUGAAGAAGGAGCGCGACCACGACCGCACGAUUGGUUACGAUGAUGUGAACCAGCUGUUUUGGUACCCUGAAGGUAUUAAUCGCAUUGUAUUGAACAACGGCAUGCGCUUGGUCGAUGUUCCACCGCAGCAGCGUUUCAUGAAGUUCGACAAAAUCGAAUGGAACAAAGUUUUCUUCAAGACGUACAAGGAAACUCGUUCGUUCCUGCAUUUGCUCGUGAACUUCAACCGUAUCUGGAUUUUCCACAUUUCUUUGUAUUGGUACUUCAUGGCUUACAAUGCCCCUAAGGCCUACGAGCCGAAUCGUAACCCCUCGUACGCUGAACAGCUUAGUGCAUCCGCGCUAGGUGGUGGUGUGGCUACGUUCCUGAUGAUUUGUGCGACGCUGGUGGAGGUGACCUACAUUCCGACGACGUGGAACAACACCAACCAUUUGCUUGGCCGCUUGAUCUUUAUGGGUAUUUGUAUGGCAUUGAUGAUUGCUGCGCCUGUCUACGUGUUUGGCUUUAACAAAGAUGGCCACAUUGGCUUUGUCAUUGCUGUUGUGCAGAUGGUCGUUUCGGUGUUGAUUACAGCGCUGUUCUCGAUCCAGCCAUCAGGUCGCCUCUUUGGUGACCGUGUGGCACUGCAUAAGCGUAAGUAUCUGGCAAACCAGACUUUCACGGCGUCCUUUGCCCCAAUUCCGUUUUCGCAUCGUUUCUUCUCCUUCCUGCUGUGGUUCCUUGUUUUCGGCUGCAAGCUGACCGAAAGUUACUUCUUCUUGACGCUUUCAUUCAAGGAUCCCUUUGCGGUGUUGGUCACGAUGCGUGUGGGGCAGUGCCAUGAUCGUUACUUUGGCACGCAUCUUUGCUCGCUUCAACCACCAUUUACGCUGGCGUCUAUGAUGAUCAUGGACUUGGUACUGUUCUUCCUUGACACGUUCUUGUGGUAUGUCGUUUGGAGCACCGUGUUCAGUUUGGGCUGGGCCUUUUCUCUGGGUCUGUCUGUUUGGACGCCGUGGUCGGACAUUUUCCAGCGUCUUCCCAAGCGUAUCUACUCGAAGCUGCUGGCUACGGCCGACAUGGAAGUGAAAUACAAGCCCAAGGUACUUGUAUCGCAGGUUUGGAAUGCCAUUAUCAUUUCCAUGUACCGUGAGCACUUGCUUUCGAUCGACCAUGUGCAGCGUCUUUUGUACCACCAGGCGCCUGCGGAGAACACGCCGUACAAGCGUACGCUACGUGCGCCACCGUUCUUCCUGAACCAGAUGGAGUCGGGCUCUAAGCCGGAGUUCUUCCCGCAUGGUUCCGAGGCUGAGCGUCGUAUUAGCUUCUUUGCGCAGUCGCUCACGACGUCGAUUCCAGAGCCGCUGCCUGUGGAUGCGAUGCCUACGUUCUCGGUGCUUACACCGCACUACAGCGAAAAGAUCCUGCUCUCUCUGCGUGAGAUUAUCCGUGAAGAGGACCAGAACACGCGUGUGACUCUUCUUGAAUAUCUCAAGCAGCUCCACCCUGUCGAAUGGGACAACUUUGUGAAGGACACCAAGAUUCUCGCGGAAGAGUCGGGCAACUUUACUGGUGCGCCGUUUGGCUUUGAGGAGGAGAAGACGACGGGCAAGAAGGGCAAGACUGACGAUUUGCCUUUCUACUGCAUUGGUUUCAAGUCUGCUGCGCCUGAGUACACGCUUCGUACCCGUAUUUGGUCGUCGUUGCGUGCGCAGACGCUGUACCGCACUGUUAGUGGUUUCAUGAACUACAACAAGGCGAUCAAGCUUCUGUACCGUGUGGAGAACCCGGAGAUUGUGCAGCUGUUUGGCGGCAACACGGAGCGUCUGGAGCGUGAGCUGGAGCGCAUGAGUCGUCGUAAGUUCAAGUUUGUGAUUUCGAUGCAGCGCUACUCGCGUUUCAACAAGGAGGAGAUUGAGAACACAGAGUUCUUGCUGCGUGCCUACCCUGAUCUGCUGAUUGCGUACUUGGACGAGGAGCCACCAGUGAAGGAGGGUGCGGAGUCGCGAUGGUUCUCGGCGUUGGUCGAUGGACAUUCGGAGAUGUUGCCAAACGGUCGCCGUCGCCCCAAGUUCCGUAUCGAGCUGCCGGGCAACCCGAUUCUCGGUGACGGUAAGUCGGACAAUCAGAACCAUGCGAUCAUCUUCCACCGUGGUGAAUUCGUUCAGCUGAUCGAUGCCAACCAAGACAACUACCUGGAAGAAUGCUUGAAGAUCCGCAAUGUACUGGCUGAGUUUGAGACCAUCGAGAUGCCGACAGAGAACCCGUAUGGUCCUAGCUACCAUGUAUUUGACAAGGCGCCUGUGGCGAUUGUCGGUUCGAAGGAGUACAUUUUCUCGGAGAACAUUGGUAUUCUUGGUGACGUCGCGGCCGGUAAGGAGCAGACGUUCGGUACCUUGGCAGCGCGUGGUAUGGCCCAGAUCGGUGGUAAGUUCCACUACGGUCACCCCGACUUUUUGAACUCGGUGUACAUGUUGACGCGUGGCGGUGUAUCGAAGGCGCAAAAAGGUCUGCACUUGAACGAGGAUAUUUAUGCCGGUAUGAUGGUGUUCCAGCGUGGUGGUCGUAUCAAGCACUGUGAGUACUACCAGUGCGGUAAGGGUCGUGAUCUUGGUUUCGGUACCAUUUUGAAUUUCAUUACCAAGCUGGGUAACGGUAUGGGUGAGCAGAUUCUUUCGCGUGAGUACUACUACCUCGGCACGCAGCUGCCUGUCGACCGUUUCCUGACAUUCUACUACGGCCACCCUGGUUUCCACAUUAACAACAUCAUGGUCAUUUUGGCUGUGCACCUGUUCAUGUUUGCACUGAUGUUUAUUGGUUCGCUGGUAUCGACGCUGGAGACGUGCCCUGACACAGACGGUAUUCCGUUCGUGCUUGGUUCGGGUUCGUGCUACUACCUGAACCCUGUGGUGUACUGGGUGCAGCGUACGGUGAUUAGUAUUCUGCUUGUGUUCAUGAUUGCGUUCUUGCCGCUGUUCCUGCAGGAGCUUUCGGAGCGAGGUGCUGUCUCGGCCUUGUUCCGUCUGAUGAAGCAGUUUGUGUCGCUCUCGCCCCUGUUCGAGAUUUUCACGACACAAAUCUACUCGCACUCGAUCAUCCACAACUUGACGUUCGGUGGUGCGCGCUACAUUGCUACGGGUCGUGGUUUUGCUACCACACGUCUGAGCUUUGCGUUGCUCUACUCUCGUUUCGCUGGACCAUCGAUCUAUGCGGGUAUGCGGUACUUGCUGAUGCUCUUCUACGCUACGCUCACGGCAUGGAUGCCCCACUUGCUGUACUUCUGGAUCAGUAUUGUAGCACUGUGUGUGGCGCCGUUCCUGUUCAACCCACACCAGUUCUCCUUCUCCGACUUUAUCAUCGACUACCGUGAAUUCCUGCGCUGGAUGGGCCGUGGUAACAGUCGUAGCCAUGCCAACUCGUGGAUUGGCUACUCGCGUCUGAGCCGUACCCGUAUUACCGGCUACAAGAAGAAGCGUCUGGGCCACCCUAGCGAAAAGCUGGUUGCUGAUCUGCCUCGGGCUGGCUUCAAGACGAUCCUGGUGAACGAGGUCCUGGCUCCGAUUGCCUUGGCCGUUAUUUUCGCUGUGGUGUACGCGUAUGUGAAGAGUUUCCCAGCGCCUGGCCUCACGUUUGAGCAAGGCAUUUACCAGGGUGGUAUUGCUCGUCUUGCCAUCAUUUCGCUGGUGCCGAUUGCUUGGAAUGCUGUGGUGCUUCUUGUCAUUUUCUUCAUUUCGCUCUUCUUCGGUCCUGUUCUUGGUUCGUGCUGUGCCAAGUUUGGUAGUGUCAUGGCAGCCAUUGCGCACGGUUUGGGUGUCUUGGGUCUGCUGGCCGUGUUUGAGUUCUUCUGGUACAUUGAAUACUGGAACACGGCCAACACUGUGCUGGGUCUGAUUGCUAUGAUUGCAGUGCAGCGUGCCAUUUUCAAGAUUCUCACCGCGCUAGUGAUCUCGCGCGAGUUUAAGCAUGACGAGACCAACCGUGCAUGGUGGACGGGUCGCUGGUACGGCCGUGGUCUCGGUGGCCAUGCCUUUAGCCAGCCGGCGCGUGAGUACAUUGUGAAGAUCAUCGAGAUGAGCCACUUCUCGGCGGACUUUAUCACUGCGCACUUGCUCAUGUACGCCCUCUCGAUUCCUCUGGUGGUGCCGUUCGUCGACCAGUUACACUCGACGGCCCUGUUCUGGCUUCGUCCAUCGAAGCAAAUCCAUGCUCCGAUUUACUCGCUGCGCCAGCGUGCGCAACGUCGUUCGAUUGUCUUGCGCUACUCGAUUGUGUUCUUCUUUGCAUGGAUUGUCUUCCUGGCGCUCAUUCUUGUGCCUGUGAUCAUCCAGGCCACCAUCUACGCAGGUGACAAGAAGAACUCAUUGUGCAGCUUCUGCCAGACCUUGUAA
Molecule: messenger RNA, 5250 nt
Organism: Malassezia pachydermatis
Lineage: Eukaryota; Fungi; Basidiomycota; Malasseziomycetes; Malasseziales; Malasseziaceae
Product: beta-glucan synthase
Exons: 1
Coding region: 1-5250 (1749 amino acids)
Biological process (GO): (1->3)-beta-D-glucan biosynthetic process; fungal-type cell wall polysaccharide biosynthetic process
Cellular component (GO): plasma membrane; 1,3-beta-D-glucan synthase complex
Molecular function (GO): 1,3-beta-D-glucan synthase activity
Source: RefSeq, a predicted model, not a curated record